AUGGGGUGCGGUGCGAGCAAAGAAGACACCGCCGGCAAGGCAAGGAAUGAUGAAAUUGAAAAUCAACUCAAGAGGGACAAGAUGGCCCAGCGGAAUGAGAUCAAGAUGCUCCUGCUUGGCGCUGGUGAAUCAGGGAAAUCUACGAUCCUCAAACAGAUGAAACUCAUUCAUGAGGGAGGUUAUUCACGAGACGAGCGCGAAUCCUUCAAGGAAAUCAUCUUCUCCAACACGGUUCAAUCCAUGCGCGUUAUACUAGAGGCCAUGGAAUCCCUCGAACUACCUCUCGAUGACCCUCGAGCCGAAUAUCAUGUCCAAACUAUUUUCAUGCAGCCUCCGCAGAUCGAAGGCGACAGCCUCCCUCCCGAGGUUGGAGCCGCAAUCAAGGCGCUGUGGCACGAUGCAGGCGUACAAGAAUGCUUCAAGCGGUCAAGAGAAUACCAACUGAAUGAUUCGGCAAAAUACUAUUUCGACUCCAUCGACCGUAUCGCAGCCCACGAUUACCUACCCAACGAUCAAGACGUCCUGCGGUCUCGAGUGAAGACUACUGGUAUCACCGAGACGACAUUCAUCAUCCAGGAUCUCACCUAUCGCAUGUUUGAUGUCGGCGGCCAACGGUCGGAACGGAAGAAAUGGAUUCACUGCUUCGAGAAUGUCACCACCAUCCUUUUCUUGGUUGCCAUCUCCGAAUACGACCAAUUACUCUUCGAGGAUGAGACGGUGAACCGGAUGCAGGAAGCGCUGACCCUUUUCGACAGCAUAUGCAACUCCAGGUGGUUCAUCAAGACCAGCAUCAUCUUGUUUUUGAACAAGAUCGACAGAUUCAAGGAGAAGCUUCCCGUCAGUCCGAUGCAGAAUUACUUCCCAGAUUAUGAAGGCGGUCCCGAUUACGCUGCGGCGUGUGACUACAUUCUGAACAGAUUCGUGUCGCUCAAUCAAGCUGAGACGAAGCAAAUCUACACGCACUUCACUUGCGCCACGGAUACCACUCAAAUACGAUUCGUCAUGGGAGCGGUUAACGAUAUCAUCAUCCAAGAAAACCUUCGAAUGUGCGGGCUCAUAUGA
Messenger RNA from Capronia coronata CBS 617.96, 1062 nucleotides. RefSeq names its product guanine nucleotide-binding protein subunit alpha. The record is from RefSeq and is a predicted model, not a curated record. Lineage: Eukaryota; Fungi; Ascomycota; Eurotiomycetes; Chaetothyriales; Herpotrichiellaceae. Gene Ontology annotation, biological process: G protein-coupled receptor signaling pathway. Gene Ontology annotation, molecular function: G-protein beta/gamma-subunit complex binding; GTPase activity; GTP binding. Bases 1 to 1062 code for a protein of 353 amino acids. Gene Ontology annotation, cellular component: heterotrimeric G-protein complex. The transcript has 5 exons.